UGGGCUGAAUGAGACCGGCGGCGCUGCUCGCAUCGUCCCUGCGGAGUGGUCAGCACGGACUGGGCGGGCCAGGGCGGGGCCGGAGCCAAGGUCUGGAGGUACCCCAAGUGUUAGCUGCAGUCACAGCCCGGCUGCCCGCGGCAGAACCGGGUUGCGAGGCCGAGGGCGCCGCCCUUCUCCUGGAGCAUCAGCUCCAGGACCGCGACUGGACGCGCAGGGCCGCCGCCGGCCCGCACCACUAGCCGCCAAGAUGUGCGACUGCUUCCACGUGGUGCUGCCUACCUGGCCCGGAGCCCCCGGCAGCGUGUCUGGCCGGCAGCUGCAGCAGCAGGAGCCAGAGGCUGAGACAGAAGACGACUACUCUGUGACCGAAGGGCCUGUGGGUGAAGUCGUUCGGCCAAGGCCACAGGGGUCCUCACCUGUUUAUGAAUACACAGCUGAAGGUGCUGGCUUUGGAGGUCAGGAAACAGGCCAAGGCAGGCACAGCUCCUCAGGCAGACGGAGAUCCUGGUGGAGACGGGAUUCAGGGGAAUCCACAGCCUUCGCCAGCAUGAGUCAUCCAGGGUCUGUGCAGGAGUCGACAGAGGUGACACUGAAGACGGAUGUAGAGUCAGGAGCCAGUGGCUACAGCGUCACAGGUGGAGGGGACCAGGGGAUCUUUGUCAAGCAAGUACUGAAGGACUCCUCGGCUGCCAAGCUGUUCAACCUGAGAGAAGGAGAUCAACUGCUUAGUGCAACCAUAUUCUUCGACCACAUGAAGUAUGAAGAUGCACUUAAAAUCCUUCAGUACUCGGAACCCUACAAAGUGCAGUUCAAAAUCAAACGGAAACUCUCAGCCAACGAGGGAGAGGAAGGAGCUGUUCAGCAUCCCCAGCAAGGCCAGAAAGGCAAGGAGAAGCAGGACAUUGCCGAUGGAUGCACGGAGACACCUACAAAAUCUGUAGACGGAGCUGGAGACCGAGAAAGACUUAUUUCGAAGAGCAGGGAUGAUCGCCAUAGGCGGCCCCAAGACAGAUUCUCCUGGCCAAAAUUUCAAGCCUUAAGGAGCAAGAGGAGAGCAGGCCCCCGACGCUCGCACAGUUCCUCAGAAGCCUCGGAGCACAGGGACACACGUGACCUGUCCCCCACAAGCACAGACACAGAGCUCCAGCUGACAACUGACAGAGAGGACCAGAGCUCAGGGGCAGGGAGACAAAGAAGGAGAUUCCUGAACUUGAGGAUUGGAAUGACCUCAGGUCAGAGCCCAGUUACAACUGAGCAAAAGGACAGCAAGCCCCAGGAUAGGAGAGAGCAGGCCGCGGUGCUGGGAGAGGGCAAAUCAAAGGAGGACGAGAGGAAGGACACACAGGGGGCAGAAGAGGGCCAAACGAAGGACAAGAAACAGAAAACUGGGUUCAUGUCAACUACUAGGCAAAAGACCACGAGGGACAAUUACUCCAACUUAGAAAAGGAAGCAGAUGGGAAAAAGGAAUUUAAGACAGAAAGACAUCAAAAGAAGAAAAAGCAGGUAAAGAAAGAAAAAAAGGAUGAAAAACUUGUGCAAAUUACAAAGGAGAUACCACAAGAAUUGCAGUGGGAGGACAGUUGGGAGGAAGUACAGAGUCUGGAAAUUGGCAUUGCAAGACUGUCUCUGAAAGACACACAAGAACAACACUUGGAUGCAGAGAUACAGGGAGGUGAUGGCAAGCAGGACAAGGACAUGGCCUCCAAAGACACCAAGUUCAAGAUGCCCAAGUUCAAGAUGCCCUCCUUCAGUGUGUCGGCGCCUGGGAAGCCCACCGUGGAUACCUCCCUGGAGGUGGGGGCGCCAAAGGUGGAGGGGGACAUGGCGCUGCCCUACGUGCAGGGCGACCUGAAGCCAACUGACGUCAGCAUUCAGCUGCCUUCUGCUAACCUGGAGCUCAAGGCAGGGAAGGAGGGCGUUAAGCAGCCGGAGGACCAGUCGACCGAUGCAGAGACUCCCACCCAGGCUGCUGCUGGGGCCGGCCUUAAGGGCCACCUACCCAAGGUGCAGAUGCCCAGCCUCAAGAUGCCCAAGGUAGAUGUCAAGGGGCCCCACGUGGACCUAAAGGCCCCAAAAGUGGACGUGACGGGGGUCAAGGGUGAGGUGAGGUCCCCCGACCUGGAGGUCACCCUGCCGGGCGUGGAGGUGGACAUCCAGGCACCCGCUGCCAAGGUAGAAGGGGACAAGGCUCUGGGAGACAAGGACUUGGCCACCAAAGACAGCAAGUUCAAGAUGCCCAAGUUUAAGAUGCCCUCCUUCGGCGUGUCUGUGCCUGGCAAGCCCACCGUGGAUGCCUCACUGCAUGUGGGGACUCCCAAGGUGGAGGGGGAGGUGGCGCUGCCCUCCGUGGAGGGCGACUUGAAGACACCUGACAUCAGCAUUCAGCUGCCUUCUGCCCACCUGGAGCUCAGGCCCAGGCAGGAGGGCGUGAAGCUGGCGGAGGACCAGCCAACCGAUGCAGAGACAUCCGUCCAGGCUGCUGCUGGCACCAGCCUUAAGGGCCACCUACCCAAGGUGCAGAUGCCCAGCCUCAAGAUGCCCAAGGUGGACCUCAAAGGCCCCCACGUGGACGUGAAAGGCCCCAAAGUGGAUGAGAAAGGCCCCAAAGUGGACGUGAAGGGAGCCAAGGGCAAAGUGAGAGCCCCUGACCUGGAUGUGGCCCUGCCUGGCGUGGAGGUGGACAUUGAGGCACCCUGUGCCAAGCUGGAAGGGGACGUCUUGCUGGGUGACCAAGAUGUGGCUGCCAAAGACAGCAGGUUCAAGAUGCCCAAGUUCAAGAUGCCCUCCUUUAGUGUGUCCGCAUCUGGCAAGCCCAGUGUGGAGGCCUCCCUGGAGGUGGGGGCUCCCAAGGUGGAGGGGGACGUGGCGCUGCCCUCCGUCCAGGGUGACCUGAAGACUCCUGACGUCAGCAUUCAGCUGCCUUCCACUGACCUGGAGAUCAGGGCAGGCCAGGAGGGCGUUAACCUUAUGAAGGAUCACCCUCCGGAUGUAGAGACGCACGCCAGGGCUGCUGCCGGGGGCGGCCUGAAGGGCCACAUGCCCAAGGUGCACAUGCCCAGCAUCAAGAUGCCUAAGGUGGAACUCAAGGGACCCCACGUGGACAUGAAGGGACCCAAACUGGAAGUGAAGGGCGCUGAGGGCGAGGUGAGCGGCCCCGAACUUGAGGUCUCCCUGCCCGGCGUGGAGGUGGACAUCCAGGCUCCUAGUGUAAACCUGGAAGGGGACGUGGUGCUGGCUGAGAAGGACCUGGCUGCCAAAGACACUAAGUUUAAAAUGCCCAAGUUCAAGAUGCCCUCCUUCGGUGUAUCCAUUCCUGGGAAGCCCACCAUGGAGGCCUCCCUUGAGGUGGGGGCUCCCAAGGUGGAGGGGGACGUGGCGCUGCCAUCGGGGAAGGGGGACCUGAAGACACCUGACGUCAGCAUUCAGCUGCCUUCUGCCCACCUGGAUCUCAGGGCCGGUCAGGUUGGCGUGAAGCUGGCGGAGGACCAGCCGACCGAUGCAGAGACAUCCGUCCAGGCUGCUGCUGGGGUCAGCCUUAAGGGCCACCUACCCAAGGUGCAGAUGCCCAGCCUCAAGAUGCCCAAGGUAGAUGUCAAGGGGCCCCAUGUGGACCUAAAGGACCCAAAAGUGGACGUGACGGGGGUCAAGGGUGAGGUGAGGUCCCCCGACCUGGAGGUCACCCUGCCGGGCGUGGAGGUGGACAUCCAGGCACCAGCUGCCAAGGUAGAAGGGGACAAGGCUCUGGGAGACAAGGACUUGGCCACCAAAGACAGCAAGUUCAAGAUGCCCAAGUUCAAGAUGCCCUCCUUUCGUGUGUCCGCACAUGGCAAGCCCACCGUGGAGGCCUCCCUGGAGGUGGGGGCUCCCAAGGUGGAGGGGGACGUGGUGUUGCCCUCAGUGCAGGGCGACAAGAAGACACCUGACGUCAGCAUUCAGCUGCCUUCUGCCCACCUGGAUCUCAGGGCCGGUCAGGUUGGCUUGAAGCUGGCAGAAGACCAGCCGACCGAUGCAGAGACAUCUGCCCAGGCUGCUGCUGGGGCCAGCCUUAAGGGCCACCUACCCAAGGUGCAGAUGCCCAGCCUCAAGAUGCCCAAGGUAGAUGUCAAGGGACCCCACGUGGACCUAAAGGUCCCAAAAGUGGACAUGACUGGGGACAAGGGUGAGGUGAGGUCCCCUGAACUGGAGGUCGCCUUGCCCGGUGUGGAGGUGGACAUCCAGGGGCCGGCUGCCAAGGUAGGAGGGGACAUGGCUCUCGGAGAGAAAGAGGUGGCCACCAAAGACAGCAAGUUCAAGAUGCCAAAGUUCAAGAUGCCCUCCUUCGGCGUGUCCGUGCCUGGCAAGCCCACCGUGGAUGCCUCCCUGCGUGUGGGGGCUCCCAAGGUGGAGGGGGAGGUGGUGCUGCCCUCCGUGCAGGGCGACCUGAAGACACCUGACGUCAGCAUGCAGCUUCCUUCUGCCGACCUGGAGCUCAGGCCCAGGCAGGAGGGCGAGAAACUGUCAGAGGACCUGCCGAGAGAUGCAGAGACAUCCGCCCAGGCUGCUGCUGGCGCCAGCCUUAAGGGCCACCUGCCCAAGGUGCAGAUGCCCAGCCUCAAGGUGCCCAAGGUAGACCUCAAAGGCCCCCACGUGGACGUGAAAGGCCCCAAAGUGGACGUUAAAGACCCCAAAGUGGACGUGAAGGGAGCCAAGGGCGAAGUGAGAGCCCCUGACCUGGAUGUGGCCCUACCCGGUGUGGAGGUCGACAUCCAGGCACCCUGUGCCAAGCUGGAAGGGGAUGUCUUGCUGGGUGACCAAGACGUGGCCGGCAAAGACACCAAGUUCAAGAUGCCCAAGUUCAAGAUGCCCUCCUUUAGUGUGUCCGCAUCUGGCAAGCCCAGUGUGGAGGCCUCCCUGGAGGUGGGGGCUCCCAAGGUGGAGGGGGAUGUGGCGCUGCCCUCUGUGCAGGGUGACCUGAAGACACCUGACGUCAGCAUUCAGCUGCCUUCCACUGACCUGGAGAUCAGGGCAGGCCAGGUGGGCGUUAACCUUAUGAAGGAUCAGCCUCCGGAUGUAGAGACGCACGCCAGGGCUGCUGCCGGGGGCGGCCUGAAGGGCCACAUGCCCAAGGUGCACAUGCCCAGCAUCAAGAUGCCCAAGGUGGAACUCAAGGGACCCCACGUGGACAUGAAGGGACCCAAACUGGAAGUGAAGGGCGCUGAGGGCGAGGUGAGCGGCCCCGAACUUGAGGUCUCCCUGCCUGGCGUGGAGGUGGACAUCCAGGCUCCUAGUGUAAACCUGGAAGGGGACGUGGUGCUGGCUGAGAAGGACCUGGCUGCCAAAGACACUAAGUUUAAAAUGCCCAAGUUCAAGAUGCCCUCCUUCGGUGUAUCCAUUCCUGGGAAGCCCACCAUGGAGGCCUCCCUUGAGGUGGGGGCUCCCAAGGUGGAGGGGGACGUGGCGCUGCCAUCGGGGAAGGGGGACCUGAAGACACCUGACGUCAGCAUUCAGCUGCCUUCUGCCCACCUGGAUCUCAGGGCCGGUCAGGUUGGCGUGAAGCUGGCGGAGGACCAGCCGACCGAUGCAGAGACAUCCGUCCAGGCUGCUGCUGGGGUCAGCCUUAAGGGCCACCUACCCAAGGUGCAGAUGCCCAGCCUCAAGAUGCCCAAGGUAGAUGUCAAGGGGCCCCAUGUGGACCUAAAGGACCCAAAAGUGGACGUGACGGGGGUCAAGGGUGAGGUGAGGUCCCCCGACCUGGAGGUCACCCUGCCGGGCGUGGAGGUGGACAUCCAGGCACCAGCUGCCAAGGUAGAAGGGGACAAGGCUCUGGGAGACAAGGACUUGGCCACCAAAGACAGCAAGUUCAAGAUGCCCAAGUUCAAGAUGCCCUCCUUUCGUGUGUCCGCACAUGGCAAGCCCACCGUGGAGGCCUCCCUGGAGGUGGGGGCUCCCAAGGUGGAGGGGGACGUGGUGUUGCCCUCAGUGCAGGGCGACAAGAAGACACCUGACGUCAGCAUUCAGCUGCCUUCUGCCCACCUGGAUCUCAGGGCCGGUCAGGUUGGCUUGAAGCUGGCAGAAGACCAGCCGACCGAUGCAGAGACAUCUGCCCAGGCUGCUGCUGGGGCCAGCCUUAAGGGCCACCUACCCAAGGUGCAGAUGCCCAGCCUCAAGAUGCCCAAGGUAGAUGUCAAGGGACCCCACGUGGACCUAAAGGUCCCAAAAGUGGACAUGACUGGGGACAAGGGUGAGGUGAGGUCCCCUGAACUGGAGGUCGCCUUGCCCGGUGUGGAGGUGGACAUCCAGGGGCCGGCUGCCAAGGUAGGAGGGGACAUGGCUCUCGGAGAGAAAGAGGUGGCCACCAAAGACAGCAAGUUCAAGAUGCCAAAGUUCAAGAUGCCCUCCUUCGGCGUGUCCGUGCCUGGCAAGCCCACCGUGGAUGCCUCCCUGCGUGUGGGGGCUCCCAAGGUGGAGGGGGAGGUGGUGCUGCCCUCCGUGCAGGGCGACCUGAAGACACCUGACGUCAGCAUGCAGCUUCCUUCUGCCGACCUGGAGCUCAGGCCCAGGCAGGAGGGCGAGAAACUGUCAGAGGACCUGCCGAGAGAUGCAGAGACAUCCGCCCAGGCUGCUGCUGGCGCCAGCCUUAAGGGCCACCUGCCCAAGGUGCAGAUGCCCAGCCUCAAGGUGCCCAAGGUAGACCUCAAAGGCCCCCACGUGGACGUGAAAGGCCCCAAAGUGGACGUUAAAGACCCCAAAGUGGACGUGAAGGGAGCCAAGGGCGAAGUGAGAGCCCCUGACCUGGAUGUGGCCCUACCCGGUGUGGAGGUCGACAUCCAGGCACCCUGUGCCAAGCUGGAAGGGGAUGUCUUGCUGGGUGACCAAGACGUGGCCGGCAAAGACACCAAGUUCAAGAUGCCCAAGUUCAAGAUGCCCUCCUUUAGUGUGUCCGCAUCUGGCAAGCCCAGUGUGGAGGCCUCCCUGGAGGUGGGGGCUCCCAAGGUGGAGGGGGAUGUGGCGCUGCCCUCUGUGCAGGGUGACCUGAAGACACCUGACGUCAGCAUUCAGCUGCCUUCCACUGACCUGGAGAUCAGGGCAGGCCAGGUGGGCGUUAACCUUAUGAAGGAUCAGCCUCCGGAUGUAGAGACGCACGCCAGGGCUGCUGCCGGGGGCGGCCUGAAGGGCCACAUGCCCAAGGUGCACAUGCCCAGCAUCAAGAUGCCCAAGGUGGAACUCAAGGGACCCCACGUGGACAUGAAGGGACCCAAACUGGAAGUGAAGGGCGCUGAGGGCGAGGUGAGCGGCCCCGAACUUGAGGUCUCCCUGCCUGGCGUGGAGGUGGACAUCCAGGCUCCUAGUGUAAACCUGGAAGGGGACGUGGUGCUGGCUGAGAAGGACCUGGCUGCCAAAGACACUAAGUUUAAAAUGCCCAAGUUCAAGAUGCCCUCCUUCGGAUUGUCUGCACCUGGCAAGCCCACAGUGGAGGCCUCCCUGGAGUUGGUGGCUCCCAAGGUGGAGAGGGACGUGGUGUUGCCAUCGGUGAAGGGGGACCUGAAGACACCUGACGUCAGCAUUCAGCUGCCUUCUGCCCACCUGGAUCUCAGGGCCGGUCAGGUUGGCGUGAAGCUGGCAGAAGACCAGCCGACUGAUGCAGAGACAUCUGCCCAGGCUGCUGCUGGGGCCAGCCUUAAGGGCCACCUACCCAAGGUGCAGAUGCCCAGCCUCAAGAUGCCCAAGGUAGAUGUCAAGGGACCCCACGUGGACCUAAAGGUCCCAAAAGUGGACAUGACUGGGGACAAGGGUGAGGUGAGGUCCCCCGACCUGGAGGUCGCCCUGCCCGGUGUGGAGGUGGACAUCCAGGGGCCGGCUGCCAAGGUAGGAGGGGACAUGGCUCUCGGAGAGAAAGAGGUGGCCACCAAAGACAGCAAGUUCAAGAUGCCAAAGUUCAAGAUGCCCUCCUUCGGCGUGUCCGUGCCUGGCAAGCCCACCGUGGAUGCCUCCCUGCGUGUGGGGGCUCCCAAGGUGGAGGGGGAGGUGGUGCUGCCCUCCGUGCAGGGCGACCUGAAGACACCUGACGUCAGCAUGCAGCUUCCUUCUGCCGACCUGGAGCUCAGGGCCAGCCAGGAGGGCCAGAAACUGUCGGAGGACCUGCCGAGCGAUGCAGAGACAUCUGCCCAGGCUGCUGCUGGCGCCAGCCUUAAGGGCCACCUGCCCAAGGUGCAGAUGCCCAGCCUCAAGGUGCCCAAGGUAGACCUCAAAGGCCCCCACGUGGACGUGAAAGGCCCCAAGGUUGACGUGAAGGCAGCCAAGGACGAAGUGAGAGCUCCUGACCUGGAUGUGACCCUGCCCAGCGUGGAGGUCGACAUCCAGGCACCCUGUGCCAAGCUUGAAGGGGUCAUCUUGCUGGGUGACCAAGAUGUGGCUGCCAAAGACACUAAGUUUAAAAUGCCCAAGUUCAAGAUGCCCUCCUUCGGUGUGUCGGCGCCUGGGAAGCCCACCGUGGAGGCCUCCCUUGAGGUGGGGGCUCCCAAGGUGGAGGGAGACGUGGCGCUGCCAUCGGUGAAGGGGGACCUGAAGACAACUGACGCCAGCAUUCAGCUGCCUUCUGCCCACCUGGAUCUCAGGCCCGGUCAGGUUGGCGUGAAGCUGUCGGAGGACCAGCCGACCGAUGCAGAGACAUCCGCCCAGGCUGCUGCUGGGGCCAGCCUUAAGGGCCACCUACCCAAGGUGCAGAUGCCCAGCCUCAAGAUGCCCAAGGUAGAUGUCAAGGGACCCCACGUGGACCUAAAGGUCCCAAAAGUGGACAUGACUGGGGACAAGGGUGAGGUGAGGUCCCCUGAACUGGAGGUCGCCUUGCCCGGUGUGGAGGUGGACAUCCAGGGGCCGGCUGCCAAGGUAGGAGGGGACAUGGCUCUCGGAGAGAAAGAGGUGGCCACCAAAGACAGCAAGUUCAAGAUGCCAAAGUUCAAGAUGCCCUCCUUCGGCGUGUCCGUGCCUGGCAAGCCCACCGUGGAUGCCUCCCUGCGUGUGGGGGCUCCCAAGGUGGAGGGGGAGGUGGUGCUGCCCUCCGUGCAGGGCGACCUGAAGACACCUGACGUCAGCAUGCAGCUUCCUUCUGCCGACCUGGAGCUCAGGCCCAGGCAGGAGGGCGAGAAACUGUCAGAGGACCUGCCGAGAGAUGCAGAGACAUCCGCCCAGGCUGCUGCUGGUGCCAGCCUUAAGGGCCACCUGCCCAAGGUGCAGAUGCCCAGCCUCAAGGUGCCCAAGGUAGACCUCAAAGGCCCCCACGUGGACGUGAAAGGCCCCAAAGUGGACGUUAAAGACCCCAAAGUGGACGUGAAGGGAGCCAAGGGCGAAGUGAGAGCCCCUGACCUGGAUGUGGCCCUACCCGGUGUGGAGGUCGACAUCCAGGCACCCUGUGCCAAGCUGGAAGGGGAUGUCUUGCUGGGUGACCAAGACGUGGCCGGCAAAGACACCAAGUUCAAGAUGCCCAAGUUCAAGAUGCCCUCCUUUAGUGUGUCCGCAUCUGGCAAGCCCAGUGUGGAGGCCUCCCUGGAGGUGGGGGCUCCCAAGGUGGAGGGGGAUGUGGCGCUGCCCUCUGUGCAGGGUGACCUGAAGACACCUGACGUCAGCAUUCAGCUGCCUUCCACUGACCUGGAGAUCAGGGCAGGCCAGGUGGGCGUUAACCUUAUGAAGGAUCAGCCUCCGGAUGUAGAGACGCACGCCAGGGCUGCUGCCGGGGGCGGCCUGAAGGGCCACAUGCCCAAGGUGCACAUGCCCAGCAUCAAGAUGCCCAAGGUGGAACUCAAGGGACCCCACGUGGACAUGAAGGGACCCAAACUGGAAGUGAAGGGCGCUGAGGGCGAGGUGAGCGGCCCCGAACUUGAGGUCUCCCUGCCUGGCGUGGAGGUGGACAUCCAGGCUCCUAGUGUAAACCUGGAAGGGGACGUGGUGCUGGCUGAGAAGGACCUGGCUGCCAAAGACACUAAGUUUAAAAUGCCCAAGUUCAAGAUGCCCUCCUUCGGUGUGUCCACACCUGGCAAGCCCACAGUGGAGGCCUCCCUGAAGAUGGGGGCUCCCAAGGUGGAGGGGGACGUGGUGUUGCCAUCGGUGAAGGGGGACCUGAAGACACCUGACGUCAGCAUUCAGCUGCCUUCUGCCCACCUGGAUCUCAGGGCCGGUCAGGUUGGCGUGAAGCUGGCAGAAGACCAGCCGACCGAUGCAGAGACAUCUGCCCAGGCUGCUGCUGGGGCCAGCCUUAAGGGCCACCUACCCAAGGUGCAGAUGCCCAGCCUCAAGAUGCCCAAGGUAGAUGUCAAGGGACCCCACGUGGACCUAAAGGUCCCAAAAGUGGACAUGACUGGGGACAAGGGUGAGGUGAGGUCCCCCGACCUGGAGGUCGCCCUGCCCGGUGUGGAGGUGGACAUCCAGGGGCCGGCUGCCAAGGUAGGAGGGGACAUGGCUCUCGGAGAGAAAGAGGUGGCCACCAAAGACAGCAAGUUCAAGAUGCCAAAGUUCAAGAUGCCCUCCUUCGGCGUGUCCGUGCCUGGCAAGCCCACCGUGGAUGCCUCCCUGCGUGUGGGGGCUCCCAAGGUGGAGGGGGAGGUGGUGCUGCCCUCCGUGCAGGGCGACCUGAAGACACCUGACGUCAGCAUGCAGCUUCCUUCUGCCGACCUGGAGCUCAGGGCCAGCCAGGAGGGCCAGAAACUGUCGGAGGACGUGCCGAGCGAUGCAGAGACAUCUGCCCAGGCUGCUGCUGGCGCCAGCCUUAAGGGCCACCUGCCCAAGGUGCAGAUGCCCAGCCUCAAGGUGCCCAAGGUAGACCUCAAAGGCCCCCACGUGGACGUGAAAGGCCCCAAGGUUGACGUGAAGGCAGCCAAGGACGAAGUGAGAGCUCCUGACCUGGAUGUGACCCUGCCCAGCGUGGAGGUCGACAUCCAGGCACCCUGUGCCAAGCUUGAAGGGGUCAUCUUGCUGGGUGACCAAGAUGUGGCUGCCAAAGACACUAAGUUUAAAAUGCCCAAGUUCAAGAUGCCCUCCUUCGGUGUGUCGGCGCCUGGGAAGCCCACCGUGGAGGCCUCCCUUGAGGUGGGGGCUCCCAAGGUGGAGGGAGACGUGGCGCUGCCAUCGGUGAAGGGGGACCUGAAGACAACUGACGCCAGCAUUCAGCUGCCUUCUGCCCACCUGGAUCUCAGGCCCGGUCAGGUUGGCGUGAAGCUGUCGGAGGACCAGCCGACCGAUGCAGAGACAUCCGUCCAGGCUGCUGCUGGGGUCAGCCUUAAGGGCCAGCUACCCAAGGUGCAGAUGCCCAGCCUCAAGAUGCCCAAGGAAGAUGUCAAGGGGCCAUAUGUGGACCUAAAGGCCCCAAAAGUGGACGUGACUGGUGACAAGGGUGAGGUGAGGUCCCCCGACCUGGAGGUCACCCUGCCCGGCGAGGAGGUGGACAUCCAGGCUCCUGGUGUCAAGCUGGAAGGGGACGUGGUCCUGGCUGAGAAGGACCUGGCUGCCAAAGACACUAAGUUUAAAAUGCCCAAGUUCAAGAUGCCCUCCUUCGGUGUGUCCACACCUGGCAAGCCCACAGUGGAGGCCUCCCUGAAGAUGGGGGCUCCCAAGGUGGAGGGGGACGUGGUGUUGCCAUCGGUGAAGGGGGACCUGAAGACACCUGACGUCAGCAUUCAGCUGCCUUCUGCCCACCUGGAUCUCAGGGCCGGUCAGGUUGGCGUGAAGCUGGCAGAAGACCAGCCGACCGAUGCAGAGACAUCCGCCCAGGCUGCUGCUGGGGCCAGCCUUAAGGGCCACCUACCCAAGGUGCAGAUGCCCAGCCUCAAGAUGCCCAAGGUAGAUGUCAAGGGGCCCCAUGUGGACCUAAAGGACCCAAAAGUGGACGUGACGGGGGUCAAGGGUGAGGUGAGGUCCCCCGACCUGGAGGUCACCCUGCCGGGCGUGGAGGUGGACAUCCAGGCACCAGCUGCCAAGGUAGAAGGGGACAAGGCUCUGGGAGACAAGGACUUGGCCACCAAAGACAGCAAGUUCAAGAUGCCCAAGUUCAAGAUGCCCUCCUUUGGUGUGUCCGCACAUGGCAAGCCCACCGUGGAGGCCUCCCUGGAGGUGGGGGCUCCCAAGGUGGAGGGGGACGUGGUGUUGCCCUCAGUGCAGGGCGACCUGAAGACACCUGACGUCAGCAUUCAGCUGCCUUCUGCCCACCUGGAUCUCAGGGCCGGUCAGGUUGGCUUGAAGCUGGCAGAAGACCAGCCGACCGAUGCAGAGACAUCUGCCCAGGCUGCUGCUGGGGCCAGCCUUAAGGGCCACCUACCCAAGGUGCAGAUGCCCAGCCUCAAGAUGCCCAAGGUAGAUGUCAAGGGACCCCACGUGGACCUAAAGGUCCCAAAAGUGGACAUGACUGGGGACAAGGGUGAGGUGAGGUCACCCGACCUGGAGGUCGCCCUGCCCGGUGUGGAGGUGGACAUCCAGGGGCCGGCUGCCAAGGUAGGAGGGGACAUGGCUGUCGGAGAGAAAGAGGUGGCCACCAAAGACAGCAAGUUCAAGAUGCCAAAGUUCAAGAUGCCCUCCUUCGGCGUGUCAGUGCCUGGCAAGCCCACCGUGGAUGCCUCCCUGCGUGUGGGGGCUCCCAAGGGGGAGGGGGAGGUGGUGCUGCCCUCCGUGCAGGGCGACUUGAAGACACCUGACGUCAGCAUGCAGCUUCCUUCUGCCGACCUGGAGCUCAGGGCCAGCCAGGAGGGCGUGAAACUGUCGGAGGACCUGCCGAGCGAUGCAGAGACAUCCGCCCAGGCUGCUGCUGGCGCCAGCCUUAAGGGCCACCUGCCCAAGGUGCAGAUGCCCAGCCUCAAGGUGCCCAAGGUAGACCUCAAAGGCCCCCACGUGGACGUGAAAGGCCCCAAAGUGGACGUUAAAGGCCCCAAAGUGGACAUGAAGGGAGACAAGGGCGAAGUGAGAGCCCCUGACCUGGAUGUGGCCCUGCCCUGUGUGGAGGUCGACAUCCAGGCACCCUGUGCCAAGCUGGAAGGGGAUGUCUUGCUGGGUGACCAAGACGUGGCCGCCAAAGACACCAAGUUCAAGAUGCCCAAGUUCAAGAUGCCCUCCUUCGGUGUGUCCAUGCCUGGAAAGCCCACCGUAGAGUCCUCCCUGGAGGUAGGGCCUCCCAAGGUGGAGGGGGACGUGGCGCUGCCCUCUGUGCAGGGUGACCUGAAGACACCUGACGUCAGCAUUCAGCUGCCUUCCACUGACCUGGAGAUCAGAGCAGGCCAGGUGGGCGUUAAGCUCCCGGAUGUAGAGACGCCCGCCAAGGCUGCUGUCGGUGGCGGCCUGAAGGGCCACCUACCCGAGGUUCAGAUGCCCAGCCUCAAGAUGCCCAAGGUGGAACUCAAGGGACCCCACGUGGAUGUGAAGGGACCCACACUGGAAGUGAAGGGCUCCCAGGGUGAGGUGAGCGCCCCCGAAUUUGAGGUCUCCCUGCCGGGCAUGGAGAUGGACAUCCAGGCUCCUAGUGUAAACCUGGAAGGGGACGUGGUGCUGGCUGAGAAGGACCUGGCUGCCAAAGACACUAAGUUUAAAAUGCCCAAGUUCAAGAUGCCCUCCUUCGGUGUGUCCAUGCCUGGGAAGCCCACCGUGGAAUCCUCCCUGGAGGUGUGGCCUCCUAAGGUGGACGGGAAUGGGGGGCUGCCCUCCGUGCAGGGUGACCUGAAGACACCUGAUGUCAGCAUUCAGCUGCCUUCCACCAACCUGGAGAUCAGGGCAGGCCAGGUGGGGGCUACCCUUACGGAGGGUCAGCCUCCCGAUGUAGAGAUGCCCGCCAAGGCUGCUGUCGGUGGCGGCCUAAAGGGCCACCUGCCCGAGGUUCAGAUGCCCAGCCUCACGAUGCCCAAGGUGGAAAUCAAGGGACCCCACGUGGACAUGAAGGGACCAAAACUGGAAGUGAAGGGCUCCCAGGGUGAGGUGAGCGCCCCCGAAUUUGAGGUCUCAGUGCCUGACCUGGAGGUUGAUAUGCAGGCGACUGGUGUCAAGCUGGAAGGGGACGUGGCGCUGGCUGAGAAGGACCUGGCCCCCAAAGACACCAAGUUUAAAAUGCCCAAGUUCAAGAUGCCCUCCUUCGGUGUGUCCGCAUCUGGCAAGCCCACUGUGGAGGCUUCCCUGGAGUUGGGGGCUCCCAAGGUGGAGGGGGAGGUGGCGCUGCCAUCGAUGAAGGGGGACCUGAAGACACCUGAUGUAAGCAUUCAGCUGCCUUCUGCCCAGGUGGAUCUCAGGGUUGACCACGUUGGCGUGAAGCUGGCGGAGGACCAGCCGACCAAUGCAGAGACAUCUGUCCAGGCUGCUGCUGGGGUCAGCCUUAAGGGCCACCUACCCAAGGUGCAGAUGCCCAGCCUCAAGAUGCCCAAGGUAGACGUCAAGGGGCCACAUGUAGACCUGAAGGCCCCACAUGUGGACAUGACAGGUGUCAAGGGUGAGGUGAGGUCCCCAGACCUGGAGGUCACCCUGCCCGGAGUGGAGGUGGACAUCCAGGUGACCACUGCCAGGCUAGGAGGGGACAUGGCUCUCGGAGAAAAGGAGGUGGCUGCCAAAGACAGCAAGUUCAAGAUGCCCUCCUUCAGUGUGUCGGUUCCUCGGAAGCCCACAGUGGAUGCCUCCCUGGAGUUGGGGGAUCCCAAGGUGGAGGGGGACGUGGUGCUGCCCUCUGUGCAGGGCGACCUGAAGACACCUGACGUCAGCAUUCAACUUCCUACUGCUGACCUGGAGCUCAGGGCCAGGCAGGAGGGCAUGAUGCUGGCACAGGACCAGCCGACCGAUGCAGAGACGCCUGCCCAGGAUGCUGCUGGGGCCAGCCUUAAGGCCCACCUACCCAAGGUGCGGAUGCCCAGCCUCAAGAUGCCCAAGGUGGACCUCAAGGGGCCCCACGUGGACGUGAAAGGCCCCAAAGUGGACGUGAAGGGAGCCAAGGGCGAAGUGAGAGCCCCUGACCUGGAUGUGGCCCUGCCCUGUGUGGAGGUGGAAAUCCAGGCACCCUGUGCCAAGCUGGAAGGGGAUGUCAUGCUGGGUGACCAAGACGUGGCCGGCAAAGACAGCAAGUUCAAGAUGCCUAAGAUCAAAAUGCCCUCUUUCAGUGUGUCCAUGCCUGGAAAGCCCACCGUAGAGUCCUCCCUGGAGUUGGGGGCUCCCAAGGUGGAGGGGGACGUGGCACUGCCCUCUGUGCAGGGUGACCUGAAGACACCUGACGUCAGCAUUCAGCUGCCUUCCACCGACCUGGAGAUCAGGGCAGGCCAGGUGGGUUUGAAGCUGCCGCAGGACCAGCCGACCAAUGUAGAGACAUCCGCCCAGGCUGCUGCCGGGGGCAGCCUGAAGGGCCACCUGCCCAAGGUGCAGAUGCCCAGCCUCAAGAUGCCCAAGGUGGACCUCAAGGGCCCCCACGUGGAUGUGAAAGGCCCCAAGGUGGACGUGAAGGGCUCCAAGGGCGAAGUGAGAGCCCCUGACCUGGAUGUGGCCGUGCCCAACGUGGAGGUGGAUAUCCAGCCACCCUGUGCCAAGCUGGAAGGGGACAUCGUGCUGGGUGACCAAGACGUCGCCGCCAAAGACACCAAGUUCAAGAUGCCCAAGUUCAAGAUGCCCUCCUUCGGGGUAUCCCUUCCUGGGAAGCCCAUCAUGGAGGCCUCCCUGGAGGUGGGGGCUCCCAAGGUGGAGGGGGACCUGGCGCUGCCCUCCGUGCAGGGUGACCUGAAGACACCUGACGUCAGCAUUCAGCUGCCUUCUGCCCACCUGGAUCUCAGGGCCAGGCAGGAGGGCGUGAAGCUGGCGGAGGACCAGCCGACCGAUGAAGAGGCGCCCGCCCAGGCUGCUGCUGGUGCCAGCCUUAAGGGCCACCUACCCAAGGUACAGAUGCCCAGCCUCAAGAUUCCCAAGGUAGAUGUCAAGGGACCCCACGUGGAUGUGAAAGGCCCCAAGGUGGACGUGAAGGCAGCCAAGGACAAAGUGAGAGCCCCUGACCUGGAUGUGACCCUGCCCGGUGUGGAGGUGGACAUCGAGGCACCGUGUGCCAAGCUGGAAGGGGACGUCUUGCUGGGUGACCAAGACGUGGCUGCCAAAGACACCAAGUUCAAGAUGCCCAAGUUUAAGAUGCCCUCCUUCGGUGUAUCCGUUCCUGGGAAGCCCACCGUGGAGGCCUCCCUGGAGGUGGGGGCUCCCAAGGUGGAGGGGGACGUGGCGCUGCCCUCAGUGCAGGGCGACCUGAAGACACCUGACGUCAGCAUUCAGCUGCUUUCUGCCCACCUGGAUCUCAGGGCCGGUCAGGUUGGCUUGAAGCUGGCAGAAGACCAGUCGACCGAUGCAGAAACAUCCGCCCAGGCUGCUGCUGGGGUCAGCCUUAAGGGCCAGCUACCCAAGGUGCAGAUGCCCAGCCUCAAGAUGCCCAAGGUAGAUGUCAAGGGGCCCCAUGUGGACCUAAAGGUCCCAAAAGUGGAUGUGACAGGGGUCAAGGGUGAGGUGAGGUCCCCUGAACUGGAGGUCGCCCUGCCCGGUGUGGAGGUGGACAUCCAGGGGCCGGCUGCCAAGGUAGGAGGGGACAUGGCUCUCGGAGAGAAAGAGGUGGCCACCAAAGACAGCAAGUUCAAGAUGCCAAAGUUCAAGAUGCCCUCCUUCAGCGUGUCAGUGCCUGGCAAGCCCACCGUGGAUGCCUCCCUGCGUGUGGGGGCUCCCAAGGUGGAGGGGGAGGUGGUGCUGCCCUCCGUGCAGGGCGACCUGAAGACACCUGACGUCAGCAUGCAGCUUCCUUCUGCCGACCUGGAGCUCAGGGCCAGCCAGGAGGGCGUGAAACUGUCGGAGGACCUGCCGAGCGAUGCAGAGACAUCCGCCCAGGCUGCUGCUGGCGCCAGCCUUAAGGGCCACCUGCCCAAGGUGCAGAUGCCCAGCCUCAAUGUGCCCAAGGUAGACCUCAAAGGCCCCCACGUGGACGUGAAAGGCCCCAAAGUGGACGUUAAAGACCCCAAAGUGGACGUGAAGGGAGCCAAGGGCGAAGUGAGAGCCCCUGACCUGGAUGUGGCCCUGCCCCGUGUGGAGGUCGACAUCCAGGCACCCUGUGCCAAGCUGGAAGGGGAUGUCUUGCUGGGUGACCAAGACGUGGCCGCCAAAGACACCAAGUUCAAGAUGCCCAAGUUCAAGAUGCCCUCCUUCGGUGUGUCCAUGCCUGGAAAGCCCACCGUAGAGUCCUCCCUGGAGGUAGGGGCUCCCAAGGUGGAGGGGGACGUGGUGCUGCCCUCUGUGCAGGGUGACCUGAGGACACCUGACGUCAGCAUUCAGCUGCCUUCCACUGACCUGGAGAUCAGGGCAGGCCAGGUGGGCGUUAAGCUCCCGGAUGUAGAGACGCCCGCCAAGGCUGCUGUCGGUGGCGGCCUGAAGGGCCACCUACCCGAGGUUCAGAUGCCCAGCCUCAAGAUGCCCAAGGUGGAACUCAAGGGACCCCACGUGGACGUGAAGGGACCCACACUGGAAGUGAAGGGUGCUGAGGGCGAGGUGAGCGCCCCCGAACUUGAGGUCUCCCUGCCCGGCGUGGAGGUGGACAUCCAGGCUCCUAGUGUAAACCUGGAAGGGGACGUGGUGCUGGCUGAGAAGGACCUGGCUGCCAAAGACACUAAGUUUAAAAUGCCCAAGUUCAAGAUGCCCUCCUUCGGUGUGUCCGCACCUGGCAAGCCCAGUGUGGAUGCCUCCCUGCAUGUGGGGGCUCCCAAGGUGGAGGGGGACGUGGCGCUGCCCUCUGUCCAGGAUAACCUGAAGACUCCUGAAGUCAGCAUUCAGCUGCCUUCUGCCGACCUGGAGCUCAGGGAAGGCCAGGUGGGUUUGAAGCUGCCGCAGGACCAGCCGACCAAUGUAGAGACAUCCGCCCAGGCUGCUGCCGGGGGCAGCCUGAAGGGCCACCUACCAAAGGUGCAGAUGCCCAGCCUCAAGAUGCCCAAGGUGGACCUCAAAGGCCCCCACGUGGAUGUGAAAGGCCCCAAGGUGGACGUGAAGGGCUCCAAGGGCGAAGUGAGAGCCCCUGACCUGGAUGUGACCCUGCCCGGCGUGGAGGUGGAUAUCCAGCCACCCUGUGCCAAGCUGGAAGGGGACAUCGUGCUGGGUGACCAGGACGUGGCCGCCAAAGACACCAAGUUCAAGAUGCCCAAGUUUAAGAUGCCCUCCUUCGGUGUAUCCGUUCCUGGGAAGCCCACCGUGGAGGCCUCCCUGGAGGUGGGGGUUCCCAAGGUGGAGGGGGAUGUGGCGCUGCCCUCGGUGCAGGGCGACCUGAAGACACCUGAUGUCAGCAUUCAGCUGCCUUCUGCCCACCUGGAUCUCAGGGCUGGUCAGGUUGGCUUGAAGCUGGCGGAAGACCAGUCGACCGAUGCAGAGACAUCCGCCCAGGCUGCUGCUGGGGUCAGCCUUAAGGGCCAGCUACCCAAGGUGCAGAUGCCCAGCCUCAAGAUGCCCAAGGUAGAUGUCAAGGGGCCCCAUGUGGACCUAAAGCCCUCAAAAGUGGACGUGACAGGGGUCAAGGGUGAGGUGAGGUCCCCUGAACUGGAGGUCGCCCUGCCUGGUGUGGAGGUGGACAUCCAGGGGCCGGCUGCCAAGCUAGGAGGGGACAUGGCUCUCGGAGAGAAAGAGGUGGCCACCAAAGACAGCAAGUUCAAGAUGCCAAAGUUCAAGAUGCCCUCCUUCGGCGUGUCCGUGCCUGGCAAGCCCACCGUGGAUGCCUCCCUGCGUGUGGGGGCUCCCAAGGUGGAGGGGGAGGUGGUGCUGCCCUCCGUGCAGGGCGACCUGAAGACACCUGACGUCAGCAUGCACCUUCCUUCUGCCGUCCUGGAGCUCAGGGCCAGCCAGGAGGGCCAGAAACUGUCGGAGGACCUGCCGAGCGAUGCAGAGACAUCUGCCCAGGCUGCUGCUGGUGCCAGCCUUAAGGGCCACCUGCCCAAGGUGCAGAUGCCCAGCUGCAAGGUGCCCAAGGUAGACCUCAAAGGCCCCCACGUGGAUGUGAAAGGCCCCAAAGUGGACGUUAAAGGCCCCAAAGUGGACAUGAAGGGAGCCAAGGGCGAAGUGAGAGCCCCUGACCUGGAUGUGGCCCUGCCCCGUGUGGAGGUCGACAUCCAGGCACCCUGUGCCAAGCUGGAAGGGGAUGUCUUGCUGGGUGACCAAGACGUGGCCGCCAAAGACACCAAGUUCAAGAUGCCCAAGUUCAAGAUGCCCUCCUUCGGUGUGUCCAUGCCUGGAAAGCCCAGCGUAGAGUCCUCCCUGGAGGUAGGGGCUCCCAAGGUGGAGGGGGACGUGGUGCUGCCCUCUGUGCAGGGUGACCUGAAGACACCUGACGUCAGCAUUCAGCUGCCUUCCACUGACCUGGAGAUCAGAGCAGGCCAGGUGGGCGUUAAGCUCCCGGAUGUAGAGACGCCCGCCAAGGCUGCUGUCGGUGGCGGCCUGAAGGGCCACCUACCCGAGGUUCAGAUGCCCAGCCUCAAGAUGCCCAAGGUGGAACUCAAGGGACCCCACGUGGAUGUGAAGGGACCCACACUGGAAGUGAAGGGCUCCCAGGGUGAGGUGAGCGCCCCCGAAUUUGAGGUCUCCCUACCCGGCGUGGAGGUGGACAUCCAGGCUCCUAGUGUAAACCUGGAAGGGGACUUGGUGCUGGCUGAGAAGGACCUGGCUGCCAAAGACACUAAGUUUAAAAUGCCCAAGUUCAAGAUGCCCUCCUUCGGUGUGUCCGCACCUGGCAAGCCCACUGUGAAGGCCUCCCUUGAGGUGGGGGCUUCCAAGGUGGAGGGGGAUGUGGCACUGCCAUCGGUGAAGGGGGACCUGAAGACACCUGAUGUCAGCAUUCAGCUGCCUUCUGCCCACCUGGAUCUCAGGGCUGGUCAGGUUGGCUUGAAGCUGGCGGAGGACCAGCCGACCGAUGCAGAGACAUCCGUCCAGGCUGCUGCUGGGGUCAGCCUUAAGGGCCAGCUACCCAAGGUGCAGAUGCCCAGCCUCAAGAUGCCCAAGGUAGAUGUCAAGGGGCCCCAUGUGGACCUAAAGGCCCCAAAAGUGGGCAUGACAGGGGUCAAGGGUGAGGUGAGGUCCCCCGACCUGGAGGUCACCCUGCCGGGCGUGGAGGUGGACAUCCAGGCACCCGCUGCCAAGGUAGAAGGGGACAAGGCUCUGGGAGACAAGGACUUGGCCACCAAAGACAGCAAGUUCAAGAUGCCCAAGUUUAAGAUGCCCUCCUUCGGCGUGUCCGUGCCUGGCAAGCCCACCGUGGACGCCUCCCUGCAUGUGGGGGCUCCCAAGGUGGAGGGGGAGGUGUCGCUGCCCUCCGUGCCGGGCGACUUGAAGACACCUGACAUCAGCAUUCAGCUGCCUUCUGCUGACCUGGAGCUCAGGCCCAGGCAGGAGGGCGUGAAGCUGGCGGAGGACCAGCCGACUGAUGCAGAGACAUCUGUCCAGGCUGCUGCUGGCACCAGCCUUAAGGGCCACCUACCCAAGGUGCAGAUGCCCAGCCUCAAGAUGCCCAAGGUAGAUGUCAAGGGGCCCCAUGUGGACCUAAAGGCCCCAAAAGUGGACGUGACAGGGGUCAAGGGUGAGGUGAGGUCCCCUGAACUGGAGGUCGCCCUGUCCGGUGUGGUGGUGGACAUCCAGGGGCCGGCUGCCAAGCUAGGAGGGGACAUGGCUCUCGGAGAGAAAGAGGUGGCCACCAAAGACAGCAAGUUCAAGAUGCCAAAGUUCAAGAUGCCCUCCUUCGGCGUGUCCGUGCCUGGCAAGCCCACCGUGGAUGCCUCCCUGCGUGUGGGGGCUCCCAAGGUGGAGGGGGAGGUGGUGCUGCCCUCCGUGCAGGGCGACCUGAAGACACCUGACGUCAGCAUGCAGCUUCCUUCUGCCGACCUGGAGCUCAGGGCCAGCCAGGAGGGCCAGAAACUGUCGGAGGACCUGCCGAGCGAUGCAGAGACAUCUGCCCGGGCUGCUGCUGGCGCCAGCCUUAAGGGCCACCUGCCCAAGGUGCAGAUGCCCAGCCUCAAGGUGCCCAAGGUAGACCUCAAAGGCCCCCACGUGGACGUGAAAGGCCCCAAAGUGGACGUUAAAGGCCCCAAAGUGGACAUGAAGGGAGCCAAGGGCGAAGUGAGAGCCCCUGACCUGGAUGUGGCCCUGCCCCGUGUGGAGGUCGACAUCCAGGCACCCUGUGCCAAGCUGGAAGGGGAUGUCUUGCUGGGUGACCAAGACGUGGCCGCCAAAGACACCAAGUUCAAGAUGCCCAAGUUCAAGAUGCCCUCCUUCGGUGUGUCCAUGCCUGGAAAGCCCACUGCAGAGUCCUCCCUGGAGUUGGGGGCUCCCAAGGUGGAGGGGGACGUGGCGCUGCCCUCUGUGCAGGGUGACCUGAAGACACCUGACGUCAGCAUUCAGCUGCCUUCCACUGACCUGGAGAUCAGAGCAGGCCAGGUGGGCGUUAAGCUCCCGGAUGUAGAGACGCCUGCCAAGGCUGCUGUCGGUGGCGGCCUGAAGGGCCACCUACCCGAGGUUCAGAUGCCCAGCCUCAAGAUGCCCAAGGUGGAACUCAAGGGACCCCACGUGGAUGUGAAGGGACCCACCCUGGAAGUGAAGGGCUCCCAGGGUGAGGUGAGCGCCCCCGAAUUUGCGGUCUCCCUGCCCGGCAUGGAGAUGGACAUCCAGGCUCCUAGUGUAAACCUGGAAGGGGACGUGGUGCUGGCUGAGAAGGACCUGGCUGCCAAAGACACUAAGUUUAAAAUGCCCAAGUUCAAGAUGCCCUCCUUCGGAUUGUCUGCACCUGGCAAGCCCACAGUGGAGGCCUCCCUGGAGUUGGUGGCUCCCAAGGUGGAGGGGGAGGUGGCGCUGCCCUCCGUGAAGGGAGACCUGAAGACACCUGAGGUCAGCGUUUACCUGCCUUCUGCCCACGUGGAUCUCAGGGCCGACCAGGUUGGCGUGAAGCUGGCGGAGGACCAGUUGCCUGAGUCCGAGAUGCUGGCCCAGGCUGCUGUAGGCACUGGCCUUAAGGGCCACCUGCCCAAGGUAAAGAUGCCCAGCCUCACGAUGCCCAAGGUAGACGUCAAGGGGCCACAUGUAGACCUGAAGGCCCCACAAGUGGACAUGACAGGUGUCAGGGGUGAGGUUAGGUCCCCAGACCUGGAGGUCACCCUGCCCGGCGUGGAGUUGGACAUCCCGGUGACCACUGCCAAGCUAGGAGGGGACAUGGCUCUCGGAGACAAGGAGGUGGCCACCAAAGACAGCAAGUUCAAGAUGCCCAAGUUCAAGAUGCCCUCCUUCGGUGUGUCGGUUCCUCGGAAGCCCACAGUGGAUGCCUCCCUGGAGUUGGGGGCUCCCAAAGUGGAGGGGGACGUGGCGUUGCCCUCUGUGCAGGGUGACCUGAAGACACCUGACAUCAGCAUUCAGCUGCCUUCUGCCGACCUGGAGCUCAGGGCCAGGCAGGAGGGCAUGAUGCUGGCGCAAGACCAGCCGACUGAUGCAGAGACGCCCGCCCAGGCUGCUGCUGGUGCCAGCCUUAAGGGCCACCUACCCAAGGUACAGAUGCCCAGCCUCAAGAUGCCCAAGGUGGAAGUGAAAGGCCACAAAGUGGAUGUGAAGGGAGCCAAGGGCGAAGUGAGAGCCCCUGACCUGGAUGUGGCCCUGCCCGGUGUGGAGGUCGACAUCCAGGCACCCUGUGCCAAGCUGGAAGGGUAUGUCGUGUUGGGUGACCAAGACGUGGCCGCCAAAGACAGCAAGUUCAAGAUGCCUAAGAUCAAAAUGCCCUCUUUCAGUGUGUCCAUGCCUGGAAAGCCCACCGUAGAGUCCUCUCUGGAGGUGGGGGCUCCCAAGGUGGAGGGGGACGUGGCACUGCCCUCUGUGCAGGGUGACCUGAAGACACCUGACGUCAGCAUUCAGCUGCCUUCCACCGACCUGGAGAUCAGGGCAGGCCAGAUGGACGUGAUGGUGUUGGAGCAUCAGUCGUCCGAUGUAGAAAUGUCUGCCCAGGCUGCUGCGGAUGCCGGUCCUAAGGGCCACCUGCCCACGGUCCAGAUCCCCAGGUUCAAGAUGUCCAAGGUAGACGUCAAGGGGCCCCAUGUGGAAGUGAAGGGCCCCAAAGUUGAUGUGACUGGUGGUAAUGAUGAGGUGGGUUCCUCCAACCGGGAAGGUUUUUUCCAUUAUCCCGAUGAUGAUGUUAGCCAUGCAGUAGCUGCUUUUCCGGCUGAUGGUUUUCCCGGUGCUGUUGUUUCACCCUCCCCUCAUACUUCUCAGUCUUUCUAUUCAUAUGUUGGCCGUUCUUCGAUCAUGGUGGACCCUCCACCUGGUUCUCUUGAUUCUACACUCCCUCAGUUCAGUGCGCGCAUUCUGUUUCCCAAAUUCCACAAGCCCAAAUUCGUCCUGUCUCUUCCACCUUCUGAGUCUGAAUGUCCUCCGUCUGUGCCCGAGGCUGGUGUCCAUUCACCUCAAGCCUCUGACACACUGUCUGGUUCAGCGGCCCCUCAGGUCCCGUCUUCUGAUGCUUCUGACGUCUGCAUUUUGGAUGUAUCUUCUAGUCAGUCUUUAAUCAGUCCACCACCCGAAACAUCUACUCUAGAAAUGAAAGACACUUCUUUCAAAUUGCCCAGUAUCAAGUUACCUUCCUUACAUUGGUCUCCAAAGAAGACAUCGGGGUCUAAAGUUGAGUCUGAUUCACAGGAGUCCCCACUGCCUAGUCUAGGUUUGUCCUCGGCGGAAACAGAUUCUGAAAUUCAAAGUGAGGUUUCCAUUGUAGAAUCCCCCCAGCAUGGAUCUCUGGACAAGGAAGUAGACAAGGGAAGAGGCCGGAAGCUGAGCUUCUCUCUGCCGCGACUGGCAUUACCCAAGGUAAAGGUUUCUAAGGGGUCGGCUGCUGUGCCACAGGGAGACCUGAGGCCUUCACUCACUGGUACCACAUCUGGAGGUGAUUUGGACGUCAUAGAAACAGCUGUCAGCGAUGCCCAUUUUGGGGACACUCAUUCAAAAGACGUCACCACAGAACUCCAUGUUAGAGCCUCUUCCACUACAGCAGAGUUGCCUACAUCCGAAACUGAACUUCCUCCUCCCAAAGAUGACCUGAAUGUCAGAGGUGACGGCAAAAGUCUCAAGACUGUCUCUCCAAGUCAGCCCUUUGGGGAACUGGCAACACCCAGAACAGAAGGCCUCCCGCAGCCAUCCGGGAGACAGGGGGAUAGUGCCCCCACCGUGGAAGACCUUGAGAUGGAUCCCACAGCAAAAGAGAUGUCAACGGACUCGAAAGAGCGCCGGUUCAGAAUACCCAAGUUCCGAGUUCCGGGUUUCAGACGCUCCUCAUCCAAGGAUCGAGACCGGGCUGGAGAACAGGAAGCCCCUCAAAAGUCACAGACUCCUGUCAUCGACAUGCCCUCAGAGGCAGAGGAAACAGCAGCAGCCUGCAUGCAGCUGUCCCAUGUGCCUGAGUCCAAGAUAGAGACACAUAUCUCCCUGGGGUCCCCAGAAGAAGGGACUGGUGUGAGGCCCCUAGAACGCCCAACGUAUGCCGAGGUUGUGAAACACGAUCUCCAUGGAACAGGCUCAAGGAUGCAUCACUCCACUGUUGAACUCUCCCGUACACAUCUGCCCACCCCUGAGUGUGGGAGCCAAGGUUCUAUCUCCCUCGAGGUCCCUGGUGUGAGAGUCUCAGAACCCCAGCUUCCUCCAGAAGGAACAGGCAGGGAGCAGCAUCCUGGGCCAGGAGGAAAUAUUCUUGAUGAGAUGGAGGCUAGAACGGGACACUUGGCUUCCCAGCCGCAAGGGCCUCUGAGGCUGAAGGCCUCCCUCACCGAAGUGCCAUCCCAGGUCUCUGUGGUGAGCAUGAGUCAGCUCUGGGAGGAUUCUGUACUGACUGUCACAUUCCCCAAACUGAAGGUACCCCGGUUCUCCUUCCCUGCUCCCAGCUCCGAGGCUGAUGUGUUCUUCCCUGUGGUGAGGGAGGUAGAGGCCAGUAUUGAUAGUACCGUUCAUAAGGGUAGCCCCGGGCUCUGGGAAGCCAGCAUUCUAAAGACGGGCACCGAGGAUACCGGAAUGCCACCAGCAAGCCCUGAGCAAUCUUCAGAAGCAUCUCCGAUUUCUAAGGUCAGAGUGCACAUUCAGGGCUCUCGAGGUGAGAGUCAAGAAGUUGCCAUUUCCAGCAGAGUGGAAGGAUCGAGUGCUGACCCCUUGGUCCCCGGACCCUUAUGUACUCAGAUUGUGCGGGAAUCAGAGAUCCCUGCUUCUACGAUCCAGACUCCUUCUUACGGGUUUUCGUUGCUGAAAGUGAAAAUUCCAGAGCCCCCUAUGCAGGCCUGUGUGUAUACAGUGGGUCCUGACUCCCAGGAGGGUGAGGGUGGAGUUCCCAUGCCAGCUGCUGCAGGGGGACACUCCAUUCCUGCUGAGGUCCCACCUGACACUGGCGAACCAUUUGAGAUUAUCUCUUCUGGAACUGGCAUGCCUCCUGGGCCCCAGCUUGUGGACGGCACCUCAGAUGAGGAACCAGCAGAGAUCCUUGAGUUUCCUGAGGACAGCCAGGAGGUUAAGGCCCCUGAUACAGAUACAAAACAGAAAGCAGAAGGUAAAAAGUCCAGCCUGCUGUGGUCCUGGCUUCCAAGUAUUGGGUUCUCCUCUGUGGAAGAGACAGCCGCUGAUUCCAGAGACACUACCCAAAGAUCUCCUGUCCACGUGCAGCCUACCGCUCGGCUGGACCCUGAACUGCCCAGAAAGCAGGAGAAGGCGGGCUGGUUCCGGUUUCCCAAGUUAGGAUUCUCCUCUUCACCAACCAAGAAGCCCAGAAGCACUGAAGAUGUCGAAGGCCAGGCAGAACACAAGCUCCAGGAGGAAACAGUAACCUUUUUCGAUGCUCGAGAAAGUUUCUCCCCAGAGGAGGAGGAGGAAGCCAAGUCAGAGGUGACAAGUGCUGGGCCUGGUUCUGAAGCAAUGGUGACAUCCUCUGCAAGAACAGAACUAGUACUGUUGGAACAGACUAGAGACACUGGUGACAAAUCUAUACCCAGGCCUGUGGCCAAAUGAGGUCAGAGGCCAGUCAGUGGGUGAGACAAACAACCAAACCUGAAACUUAGGUACUGGGCGCUACAAGUGCACCCCACCCUAGAACGCAUGAUCUUAUGUAGAUCCACAGGCUUGAGACCAAAGCAGAAAUGAAUAUCACCUACCUGUCACACACACACACACACACACACACACACACACACACACACACACACACACACACAGCCCUCCUAUAUGGACCCAAAAUACCAUACUUUCUUGCAAGCUUUGGAAGCAACAGAGGCUGCAAAUUUGUCUAGUUCUGAGAAUUCUGUUGGCCUUCAUGGGGUAAGUCCCAAGAGGCUGUCCAUCACCACAAGAGCAAUAUUGUCUCUGAGGUUCCUAUGCCUGUGCGGGUAGGAGCCGCUUUUGGGGUAACCUCUCUCUUGCUGCUGCUGUUUCCUGGUGAACUCAGCAGGCAGAGUAGGGUGCAUCCUGGGGAAACCCCAUUGCCUUUCUGGCCAUGCACUCCAACUCUAACCAAUGGCAUGCUUCGGGGUGUGGACUGAGGGUGUAUCUGUGUGGGAGAUAGAUCUGACCAGUGGCUGUCUGCACUCAGUGGUAACUAUGGGUUGUCCAGCAGGGUUCACACACGGGUUUGCCAUGAGACCUUGGUGUGGGUCUAUUUGUCUACUGGCCUGCCAGUGUGCAACUAUUUUCCCAGGCACGUACAAGUUCCAUGCUCUGGCUCCUGAGUGUACAGACUGCAGCAGCCCAUACAGACAGCCCUGUUCAGUCACCUUCAAUAAAGGAAGCGAUACAUUCAGUGGUCUGGUUUGCUGAGGUCUUUUGUUCUGGGACCCUCGUGUAUCCCUGUAGGAUGUCAUACAGGUGAGGGCGGGUACAGGAUAGAACGAGGCCUGUCAUUGGAUGAGAAGGAAGGAUGGGUGGGAGAAAAGUUUGAGGAAAUUCCACUCUGUGUAUUUACAGGUUGUUAUGAAUAUUCUUGAGGGAUGGAUGUGUAUAGGGCUUUGUAUGUUUAGGUGGGCAAUUAUAUCUUAUCUAUUAGAUCAGAGGUUAUUGUGUUAUGUGUUCUUUCUUGUGGAGAAUUGAGUCUGGGAGAGUGUGUGGCAGCAGAGACACUGAGCCACCAUGGAGUUGGGAUGUGUGCUUCUGGCAAGAUAUCUACCAGAUUCUUGGGGCACUGCGGUGCUGGACCUAGUGGGGAUAAGAGAAAACUGUUAUUAUAAUUUUACAAUAGAUGGCACCCAACGUGAGCCUCAAACCCACGGCCCUGAGAUUAAGAGUCUCGUGCUCUACUGACUGAGCUAGCCAGUACUAGCUUUCCUCUCAUUGCACUUUAGUCUUCCUCUCUACUGUGUAGCUCCAGAAACCAGAGCUGAGCUUCAUCUCAGAGGGGCUGCCAUUUUGCAUGUGUUUGACCACCACACCCUCAGCCAGAGACCUCAUGGGUACAGAGGAAGAAAUCAGAACCCUGAGUAGGGGAGGGCCACAAGCACACCCCUCCUGCCAUCUGGACAGAGCAGGGCUAGGAUGAGUAGGGCCAACACAGAGCAGCUAGUUGCCCUGGAGGCUUAGCUCAGGGCAUGGCCCAUCAUCAGAAGUUGCUUUUGCCUGAGGGACCUUCCUGCAGUCUGAAGUGAAUUCCUGUGUUACUGGAGCAAGGCCCGGGGCUUUCUGCAACUUCCUGACUGCCUACUGAGGCCUUCCUGGUAUUAUUCACUCUUCCCAGGGAGACACUGAAACUUGAAUUUAGCUCCCUCCUGACCCACAGAGGCUCUUGGCAACAAGUAUUCCUUCUCUCACAGACAGGAUGGAUGGCUUGUGGCUUGACUGAGUCACCCAUGAAGAGUGGGGUGGUGUGAGUACUGGCUACUCCCAAAGCUGCCCACAGAAGGCCAAAGGGUGGUAGCUGACAUGUAUAGGGGAAUGGCCAGGGAAGAAAGGUUGGGCUCUUCUCUCCAUGUCUCCAUGAGUAGCCACACAGGCUGGAGAGUCAGCCAAGUUGUGGAUGCAUAGAAGGUUCUGGAAAGCAUUCUGGGCCAGUACACCUUGGCCACACAGACAGGAACAGCCAUGAUACCCCUUGCCCAGUUUUCCCAGCCUCUCUCUGGCCUGACUUACAAGUGCCUGCCAAACUUGAUGUGUGCCCAGUAACACUACAGAGAGAGUCGGUCUACUGCACAUUCAUUAUUCCUCGCUUCCAAGGGUCAGGAGUCCCCGCCUGUCUUAAGUGAGUCCUCUGCUCAAGGCCCUCCAGGGAUGACAUCAGAUGUAAGCAGGGGCUAUGUUUCGUCUCCAGAUAGAGCCACUGAGGUUGCCAUAAUUGCUUUGUCAGUUACCUGGGAACUGGGUGAACAUGGAAGACUUCGUCUUUUUGUUUCCUGGUAGCCAUUGGUUACUCUAUCACAUGGAUUUGCCUGCAUAGCCAGCAAGGGUCCUACUCCCAGACAGACGGCAGUACGUUCUCAUGUCACUCAACCGAGGAUGAGAAAUCCCUUAUCUUGUAUGUUCUUUUAGAGACCACAAGGCAUGCGCCUUGCCCACACUCAAGGCAGGAGUACACAGAGGUGUAAGUACCUGGUAUUGGAUACCAUGGGACCCAUUAAAAGUUUGUCUGCCACCUCGAGAAGGGCCAUGUCAUAGUACAAGACCCUCACCAACUCCUAAACCUGUCAAGCUGGAUCUGUUUUAGAAUAAAUCAAGAAGUCUGGCACUGACACCAGUGGGUGAAACAGACCCAUCCUGGCUGAGCCAACAGGGCAGCCUGAACUGGUGUCUGCCCUGGAGUGUGUCUGAGAGUCAUGCAGCAAACCCACGUAUGCACUCUUGGAGCCUGGUGGGAGUCUGCGAGGAGCCGCCUCAGCCAUGGUAGAGGUUGGCCUUGCCCAGCCCCAGCACCUUUUAGGUCCCGAAGGGCCAUGUGAGCUGCCUGUAACCACACUUCCAGAUCCUUACACAAUUAGCAGGAAGGCAGGCUGGGUUUAGGGAGCUUUCUGCACAGACGGGGAGGCUGACCCCCAAGGUGUCCUUCAGGUGGGUGAGAAUGGGCACUGAUGAAGCAGCAAGAGCUUGGCCCCUGCCUGAUGUGAUCGUAUUAGCUGUCCCUGAGCGCAGAUGGAAGGAGAGGGCAGAGGAGGGGUGUUCAAGACUGCAGGACAGAAGGACCCUGGACAUCUAUUUUGUAUCCAGUGCUCUCCACACCCCAAACCAUCCCUGAGCUCCAACCCACUAAGACUCCUGGGACAUCAACAGGGCAGGUAGAUAUAGGAUGAUGUCAUUAUGCAGCAAGGCGGGCCCAGGAUAAGGCAAAGCCUAUCAUUGGAUGAGAAGGAAGGGUAGGUGGGGAAAAGUCUAGGAAGGAGAGAAGAGAAUCAGCGGAAAAUCAAGACGGAGACAGAGCAGGAUGAUCCAGAUCCAGGGGGACUAGGUCAAUUUUAUCCUGUCUAGCUGGGCGCUUUAUAUCUUUAUUAACUGGCAGUGAAUUUGUUGUGUGGAUUGGGAAUUUAACAUAUAAAUCUAAUCGUUAAAUUACAGGUUUCUGGAACUUUUAUUUUACCAGGCUAAAGAGGACAGUGUGUGAAAGAAAUGGCUGAGUGGGGUUGGGGAUUUAGCUCACAGUGGUAGAGCACUUGCCUAGCAAGUGCAAGGCCCUGGGUUCUGUCCCCAGCUCCGGGAAAAAAAAAGAAAA
Rattus norvegicus (Norway rat) is the source of this 29651-nucleotide messenger RNA. RefSeq names its product AHNAK nucleoprotein 2 (gene Ahnak2). The record is from RefSeq and is a predicted model, not a curated record. NCBI's taxonomy places the organism in Eukaryota, Metazoa, Chordata, Mammalia, Rodentia, Muridae. Gene Ontology annotation, cellular component: nucleus.